AGUUGAGAAAGCACGUUUGUCUUAAUGUAAAGUGUAAGCAUUAAUAUAAUGCACAAACUUAGUACAUUUUGAUCAGCAAGAGGGUAGUUUUUACUCUCUGUAUAUAACGUUUGUUUUUAAAUAUGCCAUAGUUGCAGUGGACUAGUUGCAGUGACCACCUAAUGAUUAGAAGCCAUUAUAAAAUUCAACAGGUAAUAACAUUGUCUUCCUGAUAAUGUGUCCAAAGUCCAAGGUAUCAACAUUGAAGACAUUCAAGAUUAGGAUUUCCAAACUACGAACAGAAUCAAGAAAUCAUGGAAGGAUCAGAGGUUUUGCAACAAUCUACUAAAAGGAAAGGGAUAUCCCUUACUCUGCCAGUAACACACACUCUGGACUGAAGCUUUUCUUCUUUACUGCAUCCUUUAUCACUCCCUUUGCUUUCUGGCCCAUGACAUCUUUUGGCAUUUAUCUGCCCCACCCUCUACCCUAAACCAGACUCUUUCUUUUGUACUUCAUCCAAGUGUCCCCUUUCUACUUCCCUUCCCUUCUGAAGAAGAGCUGAAAUGGUAACCAUUUAUCUCCAUAAAUGCUGCCGGAUCUCGACUGACCAGAGUCCUGGCCUUUGCUAUUCUCGUGUCAACAUUUGGAUCUUCCUUCCAGUAUGGUUAUAACGUUGCAGUUAUCAAUUCUCCAGCUACGUACAUGCAACAGUUUUACAACCAGUCUUACUUUGAUCGAUACGGGACAUACAUGGAUAAUAGCUUUCAAACUGUGUUGUGGUCUCUCACUGUCUCCAUGUAUCCACUUGGAGGGUUUUUUGGAUCCCUUAUGGUUGCCCCACUGGUAAAUACAUUGGGCAGAAAGGGCACUUUGCUAUUCAACAAUAUAUUCUCCAUUGUGCCAGCGAUACUGAUGGGAACAAGUAAAGCAGCAAAGUCUUUUGAAAUAAUAAUAUUUGCAAGAAUUAUGAUUGGAAUCUGUGCAGGUCUCUCCUCCAAUGUGGUCCCUAUGUAUUUGGGCGAGCUUUCACCAAAGAACCUUCGAGGUGCCAUCGGUGUGAUGCCCCAGCUCUUCAUUACGAUUGGCAUCCUGAUUGCUCAGAUAUUUGGAAUAAGAAGCAUUCUCGCUAAUGAGAAAGGCUGGCCAUUACUUCUGUCACUCACUGGAUUCCCUGCCGUUGUGGAGCUCAUUCUAUUGCCUUUUUUCCCUGAAAGUCCAAGAUUCAUGUUGAUCCAAAAAGGCAAUCUAACUGGAGCAAGAGCAGCUUUGAGACGGAUAAGAGGCUGGGAUGACGUGGAUGAUGAAAUAGAAGAAAUGCGUAUGGAGGAUCAGUCAGAGAAAGCUGAAGGCCACAUGUCAGUACUGAACCUCUUCUCGUUCAGGUCAUUGCGAUGGCAACUGGUAUCCAUCAUUAUUCUAAAUAUGGGGCAGCAGCUGUCUGGAGUUAAUGCAAUCUAUUAUUAUGCUGACAGCAUAUAUCGAUCAGCAAGGGUGAAAGAAAAUGACAUUCAGUAUGUCACUGUUGGAACAGGAGCUGUUAAUGUGUUCAUGACCAUAGCAGCAAUUUCUAUAGUAGAAGCAUUAGGACGAAGGAUGCUUCUCCUGGUUGGAUUUGCGAUUUGCUGCAUUUCAUGUGCAGUGUUAACCAUGAGUCUAAACCUUCAGGAUAAUGUUGAUGGAAUGCCUUAUUUAAGCAUAGCCUGCAUAAUCAUUUAUGUUAUUGGGCAUGCAAUUGGACCCAGCCCUAUCCCAUAUGUGAUAACAACAGAAAUGUUUCGUCAGUCUUCCAGGCCAGCUGCUUUCAUGGUGGCAGGGUCAGUGCAUUGGUUAUCCAACUUCAUUGUUGGUCUUAUUUUUCCAUUUUUAGAGAAAGGGCUCGGUGAAUAUAGUUUCAUCAUCUUUGGAGGCAUCUGCCUGGCAACGUUUGCCUACAUCUUUAUCAUCAUUCCCGAAACAAAAAGCAAAACAUUCCUGGAAAUCAGCCAAAUGUUUGCAAAGAGGAACAAAGUUGAAAUUAAAUUGGAAUCAGAGCACCUUGAAUUGCACGAGACGAACACAGAUGAACACAAGGAAGUGAAGAGCACAGCAAUGUAGCCAAUUUCAAGAUGUCAUUUGGGUGAGGAGUGGUAUAAACAACCAGUACAAGAGCUUGUCUCUAUCAAGUUUGUCUUGCAUUGCAGAAAAUGUGCUAACUCAUUGAAAAAAAUUAGGUCUGUUAUUAUAAUGGACCGAUGAAUUGUUAAACUUCCUUCCCUUAACCUUCCAAUUCUCUACCUCUCCUGGAUUCUGAACAAUGUUCUUUAAAACCUACCUCUUUGACUAAACGCUUUGGUCACUUGUCCUGGUGUCUCCUUUGUUGGUAUUGUCUGACUUUGCUCCUGUGAAAUGACUUGGGGUGCUUUAACACAUUAAAGGUGUAUUUAUAUGUGAGAUGUGUUCAUUGCACAGCAUGAUGACAGUCGAUUCGCUUGUGUUAACAUUGUGCUGUAGUUCUGUGUUUGCUUAGUGAGAUCAUUGAUAUGAUUCAAAUUGAGAUUAUAUUUCCAACGUCUUAUCAUGAAUUGAAGUGACGGACCUUAAAUAAUUGUUCCAAAUAGAGUGGAAGGAACAGACAAUGUUGUAAGCACUUGGACUUAUUUUACUCUGUUAAUGGUUCUACCUAAUGCAAGUUGUUGUUUCGAUGCAGUUGCGAAGAUGUGUCAAUGUACAACCAGGAUCUAACGAAGGCAAUGGUUGACAUUUUCUAAUAGCACCUGUUCCUACAAUCGUUUUAUAAUUCACUGCAUCUCUACAAUAUAUAGAAAUAGUGGUGUUACUGACAAAUAUAGGAGCAGGGCCAGGCCAUUUUGAUUUUUUUGUUUCAUUGGAGGGUCCAGUUAAGCUGUCUAUCACCGGAAACAGGAGGUGUAUAAGUUACUCAUCGGAGGGACUUUGGUGACCAAGUGGCAGAAAGGUCAGAUUGUAAGAUCCCCAUGUUCACUUUGCAAAUCAAGCAUGUUCACGACCAUCAGACAGGUACGGCUGAAUCUUACUUAUUUUUGGCCAAGUGUGAGUUGAGUCAGAUUUUUUCACCCUCAGGCCCAGCAAGUUUUCUCACCACAUCUUGUCAAACUCACCCCUAUUAUCUAAAUGCCCUCUCUGUAUGGCAUCCCUCACAUUCAAUUCCAGCUCCAAUUUAAUUCACACCACUCCCGGAUCAACCCGCGACUAAUGGGAUUUCCCGGAAUUAACUGGCAUCCUUUGUGCUGGCACCUUCUUUAGUGGUCUGUUGCACACUGGGAAAGGCACUGCCAGUCUGGAGCUGCCCUGCACAGUUCCUGACAUUUGCCCCAGAUGUGGCAGAAAGGAAGAAAUCACAUCCUGCUUUCUGGGAGGUAUCCAGAGAUCCUGCUGGAUAGGGUGGUGCAGAGAUGGAACUUCCACUUUCCUCAGGACCAGCAUUGAGGGGCGCAACACCAAACAACAUCAGACUGGGUCAGUACAGUUUCAGCCACCUGGAGGAAUGUACAGAUUUGUCAGAAGUAUGUCCUUCUCCUCUUCACCAGUCUACCACACAUCUCUCUGCUACUGCACACUCACUCUUUCUCUACCACUGCACCCACUUCACACCAAGGGCUCUUGCUUUACCACUCUCACUAUUGCCUGCAACAUCUCUUCCACUCUCUCACACUCCAAUCCCCCAACACCAAUCUUUGCAGCCCACUCAAUCGGGAUUCCCCCCUCCGUGCCCCCCAACUGCACCAACUGUAAUAGCUGUGCCACUCAAUUUCAUCUCCCAUAAUGGCUGUCUCUUUGUCUCUCACUACUGAAGGUGGUUGCUCCCCCACAGGACAAACAGAAUCAAGAAGGAUGGUGGACUGCCCAACAUUUUCCUCCCCACCCCUCAUGUGGAGAGCAUUCUGAUUCUGACCACCCUGAGUGCCUGACUGACUGGGUCCAAGCCCCUAGACUGGCAACACAGCCUGCCUGUGGUUUACUGUUAUCAACACUCCUUGAGUAAAGAUAGUUCCCCUUGUCUUGACUGAGGACUGCUGACAGUCUGGAGGACUGCUGACAGCCUGGCUUUAUGUCUGCGCUGAGUGACAUAGCAAGGCAGAAGUAGUUUGAGACUGGUAUCUCUGACUGAGGGGGCAAAGUGCACUACGGCGAGGUAAGGCAACACAAGGCAGGGAUGUUGUGAGCAUCCGGAUAAGGCUCAGAGUGAGUGAGCGCUGUGAAAGCAAGCAAACAGCCUAGAGUCACAGCCUGGUCCAGUCCCUGUGUCUCUGAGCACAUGGUGUCCUUUCAGUAGUAUUACAAUGAGGUGCAGCGCAGAAACGACCUGUAAGUAGAUCAUAGAUGUGCUGUGAGUGUCCCCAAAGGCUGGUGCAUGUCAUGACGAGGGACCACAUUUUUAAGGUGAGAGGAGAAAGAUUUAAAAACGACAUGGGGCAAUUCUUUUUACACAGAGGGUG
Molecule: messenger RNA, 4433 nt
Organism: Chiloscyllium plagiosum (whitespotted bambooshark)
Lineage: Eukaryota; Metazoa; Chordata; Chondrichthyes; Orectolobiformes; Hemiscylliidae
Gene: slc2a5
Product: solute carrier family 2 member 5
Biological process (GO): dehydroascorbic acid transport
Cellular component (GO): plasma membrane
Molecular function (GO): D-glucose transmembrane transporter activity
Source: RefSeq, a predicted model, not a curated record